Dendrobium catenatum is the source of this 1830-nucleotide messenger RNA. RefSeq names its product preprotein translocase subunit SCY1, chloroplastic-like. The transcript has 8 exons. Gene Ontology annotation, biological process: SRP-dependent cotranslational protein targeting to membrane, translocation. Lineage: Eukaryota; Viridiplantae; Streptophyta; Magnoliopsida; Asparagales; Orchidaceae. Gene Ontology annotation, molecular function: signal sequence receptor activity; transmembrane protein transporter activity. Gene Ontology annotation, cellular component: chloroplast thylakoid membrane. The coding region runs from base 4 to 1662 and encodes 552 amino acids. The record is from RefSeq and is a predicted model, not a curated record.
AGAAUGCUCUCGCUUGAGCGGGCACCUCCUGUCUCAUCUAUCGGACGAGGCCCGCCGUUUGUAUCUGUCUACACUCAAGCUAUCCAACGCAGUCCCACUUUCCUGUCUGCUUACCGCAGUCGGAUUCCUUCGGUGCCGGUGGAGAGUAGGCUCGUCAAAAGCAAUGGCCGGAGCUCCCUCAUCCUUGUAAGAGCCUACAGCAGAAGAUGCGUGCAACCUAUUGGUACCAAUUUUGAUCCUUUGGGUUUGAACUCCGAGACAUCUUCAAGUUUGGGUGAUGCAUGGGAUAAUUUCCUUCAAUUAUCUACGCAAACUUUCAAAAGUACUAAUACGAGGAAAGAGAUUACAUCAAAUAGAGGAGUGGCAGCUGCAAUUGAAGACAGUUCUAUUGAUCUUGGUGACUUUUUUAAAGGCCCCCUCCCUGGGAAGUUCCUGAAGCUCUUAGGAUACUUAGCUUUGUCUCGACUUGGAAUAUAUAUACCAAUAGGUGGAAUCAACCAAGAAGCCUUUGUUGGUAAUUUGGAUCAGAACAGUUUUUUGAGCACCUUAGAUUCACUUUCCGGUGGUGGCAUUGGUCGGUUGGGAAUCUGUUCGCUUGGCAUUGUUCCUUUUAUCAAUGCACAGAUUGUAUUUCAGCUUCUUACCCAGAUUUUCCCCAAGUUGCAAGAUCUUCAAAAGAGGGAGGGGGAAGCCGGCAGGAAGAAGGUCCUUCAAUACACACGCUAUGCAUCAGUUGGGUUUGCUGUGGUGCAGGCUAUUGGUCAAGUCCUUUACCUACGUUCCUAUGUCAACGAUUUCAGCACAGAGUGGGUGUUAUCGUCAGUAACCUUGCUGACACUUGGAUCAGUCUUGACUACAUAUAUUGGAGAAAAGAUAUCAGACCUAAAACUUGGAAAUGGAACAUCACUUUUGAUAUUUACAAGCAUUAUAUCGUACUUGCCUGCAUCAUUUGGAAGAACGGUCUCCCAGGCAUUUCAAGAUGGAAAUUACAUUGGAUUGACUACCAUUGUCAUCUCAUUCCUCAUAUUAGUUCUUGGUAUUGUGUAUGUGCAGGAAGCGGAGAGAAAAAUACCGCUUAAUUAUGCUUCAAGAUACAGCAGCCGGAGUGGGGGCCUUCAAAAAGCUGCAUACCUACCUUUUAAGGUGAAUAGUUCUGGUGUGAUGCCUAUCAUAUUUUCCACAUCUUCAUUAGCAUUGCCUGCUACUCUGGCACGCUUCACUGGUUUAGAUGCUCUUAAAAAGGCUGCACUUGCACUAAAUCCUGGAGGGGCUUUAUAUCUUCCAACAAAUAUAUUGUUGAUAGCUUUCUUCAACUAUUAUUAUACCUUUCUACAACUAGAUCCCGACGAUGUGAGUGAACAGUUAAAACGGCAAGGUGCUUCAAUCCCGCUUGUUCGACCAGGAAAAAGCACGGCUGCAUUCCUUAAAACUGUUCUAAGUCGUAUAUCCAUAUUGGGUUCUGCAUUCCUUGCCAUCCUUGCUUCCGGUCCUGCUGCAGUUGAACAAAUUACUCACCUGACUGCUUUUCGUGGAUUUGCUGGAACAUCUGUGCUUAUCCUUGUUGGCUGUGCAACUGAUACAGCAAGGAAAGUUCAAGCAGAAAUCAUAUCACAGAAAUAUAAGAACAUCGAAUUCUAUGACCUCGACAAGUAUGGUUCCUGAACAUUAUUUUUGUUAACCCCAUAUGGAUAGUUGCUCAGAUUAGCACUUCAUAAUUGUAUUAAUUUGGUAAAAUGUGUAUAUAUAGCAUUUUUAUGAAUAUUUAUCUGAAAGUGUUCUGCAGAUUGGUGCUUUUGUGCUAAAAAUAAUAAUUCUUGGUUUUAUGCUUUC